This is a messenger RNA of Phycomyces blakesleeanus NRRL 1555(-), 897 nucleotides long. RefSeq lists its product as hypothetical. The record is from RefSeq and is a predicted model, not a curated record. The coding region runs from base 1 to 897 and encodes 298 amino acids. The transcript has 4 exons. NCBI's taxonomy places the organism in Eukaryota, Fungi, Mucoromycota, Mucoromycetes, Mucorales, Phycomycetaceae.
AUGCAAAAGAUUGUAAAGCUUGAGGCUCUUUUCCGCUCUUGUGAGGGCAGCCAGCAAGUGGCCAACCUCCUUCAAAAGAUCAAGAAGGUUACUUCUGAAUUCGAAGGCAAAACUGGGCACCCUUCGAUUAACUUUCAAGCCUCAGAAAAAAUUAAAUAUCCUGGCAGAAGAAAGGGUGGUGACGUCCCAAAUACCUUCCCAAAGACUUUGGUCGGGCAAACUGGAGGAAGAUCAGUGUUUUGUCUGGCCGGCCUUAAGGCAAUGGUUAGGUUAAGGGCUAGAACAAGAGAUGGAAAGCCUGCAGCUACACAAAAAACGAAAAACAAUAAAAAACAAAACAAAAGCAAAAAAGAGCCUCUCGACCUAAUCAAUGCCACAAAAGAAAUAGGGUUUAAAAGACCCGCUACAGCUCAAGAAGAUUACCAAUAUGACUAUUGCACCUCUGUUGGCAAGAGGAUAGUCAAUGACGUUAAGGGUAGGUUUAACCCUACUGCUGAUGGGUGGUGUGGUUUUCGGGUUCUUGCCCAUUUGAUCUAUAAAGAUCAAGAAAAGUUCCCUCUUGUGAAAAGAGAUAUGCUUGCUACCCUUCCAAAAUACAGCAGCAUUUACUCCAGUACGUUUGGAACCAAUGUCAAGCAAUUAGAAGACAUUAUAAAGCAUGGUUCUGAUCUCUGCAUCAUUAACACCAACUUCAUCCCAGCGUGUUUAGAUGCUAGUAUGUGGUUUAUCACAUCUGACUGUGCUCAACUAGCUGCGGACACAUAUACACAACCAGUCUGUGUCUACUCAGACAAUCCCAACACCCCUUUCGUAUUGUUCCUUCCCUUCACCCUUUCCAAAAACAUAUCAAAACAUCAACAACCUUUGAUUUUCAAUCAUGUUAACAAUAACCACUAG